GCACCAGCUCCACUUUCCACACCCUGUUCAUUGACCUAUCCAUUAUUAAAUAUUCACACGCAACACACACAUAAUAUACACUAUCUAUACACAUAAAUCAUCACAAUUUUCUUUCACACAACCUGUUAAAUCAAAAUGUUAAAAGACUUGGUGAUCCAACAAUUUACACUCGCUAGCUGAAAAAAUUACAAUUUUGGUCUAGUGAAUCUUGAAAGAUUACAACUUGGGUAUUGUUGUAACUGAAAAAGUACAGCUUGGGUCUAGUGAAUCUUGGUAAAAAAAUGGGGAGUUACAGGGUAUGUGUAUGUUUCACAAGAAAAUUCAGGGUAACAGAAGCAGAGCCACCAUCAGAUGUGAAAGAAUUAUUCAAGAAGUAUGCUGAAAAUGGGAAUCAAAUGAAUUCAGAACAGUUAUUGAAGUUGUUGAUUGAAGUUCAAGGAGAAACACAGUUGACUGUUGUUGAUACUGAUGCAAUUGUUAGACAGAUCCUUCAAAAAAGACAUCCAAUUACUAAGUUAACUCGUCAAACACUUUCUCUUGAAGAUUUUCAUCAUUAUCUCUUUUCUGCUGACCUUAAUCCCCCUAUCAAUUCCAAGGUUCACCAUGAUAUGACUGCUCCACUCUCCCAUUAUUUUAUAUUCACUGGACACAAUUCUUACUUGACUGGGAAUCAGCUGACGAGUGAUUGCAGUGAUGUCCCUAUUAUAAAGGCACUGAAAAAAGGUGUAAGGGUGAUAGAGCUUGAUAUAUGGCCAAAUUCCGACAAGGAUGAUGUACACGUACUUCAUGGAAGGACAGUGACAACACCGGUGGAAUUAAUAAGAUGUCUCAAGUCAAUAAAAGAACAUGCAUUUUCCGCUUCUCCUUAUCCAGUUGUAAUAACUCUUGAAGAUCAUCUAACACCUGAUCUUCAGGCUAAAGUGGCUCAGAUGCUGACUGAAACAUUCGGGGACAUGCUCUUUGUUCCUGAAUCAGAUAGUCUAAAGGAAUGCCCUUCACCAGAAGAACUAAAGCAUCGUAUUAUUAUUUCAACCAAACCUCCAAAAGAGUACCUUGAAGCCAGUAGUGCUAAUGUCUGUAAAGACAGACGAAAUAGCUCUACGAGGUCAGAGGAAGAUGUAUGGGGAAGUGAACCUUCAAGCUUGACAGCUGCUGAUCAAGAAGAAAAUGAAAAGAGCGACAGUGAUAAAAGCUGUGACGACGACGAUGACUCCACUCACAGAACACAUGUAGCAUCUGCUUAUAAACGCCUGAUUGCCAUCCAUGCUGGAAAACCUAAGGGUGGAUUGAAGGAGGCAUUGAAAGUCGAUCCUGAUAAAGUAAGACGCCUAAGUUUAAGCGAACAGGCUCUUGAAAAGGCUGCUGAAUCUCAUGGAACCGAAAUUGUGAGGUUCACACAAAGAAACAUUCUAAGGGUUUACCCUAAAGGUACUAGGUUUAACUCCUCCAACUACAAGCCACUAAUAGGUUGGAUGCAUGGAGCUCAGAUGGUUGCAUUUAACAUGCAGGGUUACGGUAGAGCACUAUGGUUGAUGCACGGGAUGUUCAGGUCAAAUGGAGGCUGUGGUUAUGUUAAAAAGCCUGAUUUCUUGGUUGGUCCUGAUUUUGAAGUUUUUGAUCCUAACGUGAAGUUGCCGGUUGAGAAAACCUUAAAGGUGAAAGUAUAUAUGGGAGAUGGUUGGCAUUUAGAUUUUAAGCAAACUCACUUUGAUUUGUAUUCCCCCCCGGACUUCUAUACAAGGGUCGGUAUAGCUGGAGUGCCUGCUGAUGAGAUAAUGAAGAAAACAAAGACUAGAGAGGACAAUUGGACGCCGGUUUGGGAUGAAGAAUUUACCUUCCCACUGACCGUACCUGAAUUAGCUUUGCUGCGAAUCGAAGUACACGAGUAUGACAUGUCAGAGAAGGAUGAUUUUGCAGGCCAAACAUGUAUACCUGUUUCGGAGUUGAAACCUGGGAUUCAUGCAGUUCCCCUUUGUGACCGAAAAGGUGAGAAAUAUAAUUCUGCAAGGCUUCUCAUGCGCUUUGAGUUUGAAUAAGGGUUCUUUAGAAUGUGUGUAUCUCAUGCUUUCGUUUUCUUGGAUGUCGUCGGAUGAUUUUUGUUUAUUAUACUAGGAGUUUGUAAUAAUGUCAUUAUGUUCUCCUUUGGAGAAGCUUGUAUUGCAAAAAGAUUUCCAUGUGGCUUUGUAGUUUGUACAGUAUACUCUACAAGUAAACUAGGUUCUAUGGUGUUUGUUCAAUGAGAUUGGUUUCUGAUG
Messenger RNA from Lycium ferocissimum, 2255 nucleotides. RefSeq names its product phosphoinositide phospholipase C 4-like. Gene Ontology annotation, molecular function: phosphatidylinositol-4,5-bisphosphate phospholipase C activity. Gene Ontology annotation, biological process: lipid metabolic process; phosphatidylinositol-mediated signaling. The record is from RefSeq and is a predicted model, not a curated record. Lineage: Eukaryota; Viridiplantae; Streptophyta; Magnoliopsida; Solanales; Solanaceae.